Messenger RNA from Sardina pilchardus (European sardine), 5334 nucleotides. RefSeq names its product zinc finger protein 91. Bases 1079 to 5011 code for a protein of 1310 amino acids. Gene Ontology annotation, biological process: regulation of transcription by RNA polymerase II. The transcript is spliced from 2 exons. The record is from RefSeq and is a predicted model, not a curated record. Gene Ontology annotation, cellular component: nucleus. Lineage: Eukaryota; Metazoa; Chordata; Actinopteri; Clupeiformes; Clupeidae. Gene Ontology annotation, molecular function: RNA polymerase II transcription regulatory region sequence-specific DNA binding; DNA-binding transcription factor activity, RNA polymerase II-specific.
UUUUGUAACGCUAUUCAAAAUGUGCUAAUGUUAAUGAUAACGAAGUCGGGUAGCCGUAACGUUAAUUGGGUUAAAACAGGAAUGCGUAGUUGGUAGCGCUGAUGUGGCUAGAGAAUUUUGUGUAGAACUUCUUGCCUUGUCCUUCUGAGAUUGUAACUGUUUAUUUUUUUCUGGCGACAACAAGUCAGGCUGUUUGUUUCCUACUAAUACAUUCAGUCUUGUAAUUCCAUUUUAUGAUUAUUGAGGAGAUUGUAAGUCGCUUUCGGACAAAAGCGUCUGGCCCGGCUGCUGUCCUACUCAGGCUGGUACAUGUGAUGAAAUCAAAAAGGAACAAAGCACAAACACGUCAAGGAUUUUACAAUUCUGCCUGAUGAGGAAUGUUACACUGUGGCUGAAAUGACAGCACCAUCCUAAAACAGACAAUGAAAAUGCACAUGCAAAUAAGGAUAUGACUGGCAUGAAAUGGACCAGUGGCUUUAAUAGUCAGAGAUGACUGUUUGAUAUCAUCGCUAUUGCCGCAGACACAAAGGCAGGCGCUGUUGAAAUAUCCCCAUUCUUUUCAAGAUUUUUUGUGAACACUCAGUUGUUUUUCCUUCCGGGAUUGACCUGGAGAUUUGACCUGCUUUGAGGAAAAGACUUCUGAGAGCAAUAUGUUUGGCUCCUAAUAUGAUAUGCAUUCGUGCUCACUUAAACACGAAAACCUUUGAUGCUAAAGAUCUGUGGUUGAGAUCUGCUACAAAAGAGACUUGGAUUCAGUAGAGAAUGUGACAUUAGGUUUGUCAUGCAAGUGCCUGCUGAUGAAGUCUGGUUGUAAGCAUCAUGUAAUAUUAACUGAAUGAUGAUGGCCUUGUAAAACUAUGAUGACUAUAGAUAGAUUUUUAUACCUGAAAGUGCAUAAAGUCUAUUUAUAGUUAGUUACUUACGUUCUAGUUCUAGUACACAAGUCAACUUUAGAAGCUACCUCCCAAAAUAGGACUAAGUGUAAGAACUAAGUGAACAGAAAAGAAAACACUACUGAAAGAUUAAAAUUUGGAGGAAAAGUAGCUUUAAGUAUCUGACAUAACCUAUUGGGAAAAACAUGACAUCUCGGAUUACACAGAUAGAUCCUGAAGUGAAAAAAAGUGGUUCAACUAUCAAUGAAACUGAUCAAGUAAAUGCAAGGGAUUCCAAGGACUGGCAGGAAAAGGGCCGACCUGAAGAAUGUGUACUGAAAGUAACACGCAAAGUUGGCAGACCCGCUAAGAACAAGUCCCUUCCUCUUGAUCCAUUCAAAUCUGAGAAACGCUCAAGAAAUCAUGGAGUAAAAACUGACAACACUGACUUGAGAAGGUAUAGUCGAGCAUGUAAAGACAAGAAGGACAGCAAUUCUCCGAAUGAACUGCGCAGGACGAAACAAAACUCAACAAAGCCUCAGUCAAAGAAGGCACAUCACAAAUUGUCCUGCAAUCAACCUGUUCACACUCAGCAGGCCAUGAGAAGGAAAAGGCAAGCUUUAAGCAUUAAUGUGAAGGAAGGGAGUUCACAGGUUUCCACAAACGUGCCUGAUUCACCUUCUCUGGAUGUUAAGCCUCUGAAAACAGAACCUGAUGUGUCAUUAGGAAGAGGUAAGCUAAGUAAACUAAGAAUACACAAUAAUCAAGGACGUAAAGCAGUCGGGCCAAUUAACCAGUCAAAAUUUCAGGGCAAGUUGAUUAAUAAGCCAGCUAGAAUGGAAAAAAUCAGAGCUCAACAAAAAUUGAAUUCACGCCUUAAAACUAGGGCAAGGGGGUCACUACGAACUGAAGUGAAUAGGAGUGCUACCUCACCAGACAAUGCAAAGACCUGUAAACUUGGAAAGCCUACACAGACCAGCAUUGCUCUGGAUGUGAAGUCUGAAAAAUAUGACCGCAAUUCCAUAGCCUGCACUUCUAAGACCAUCAAGGAGGAUGUUUCAUCUAACACCCAAUGUGAGAUUAAAUAUAAGAAGCCUCGAAAGAUAGACAAGCGGAGUAAAAGAUUUCGAAGAAUGAAGGCAGAGGCAAUGCUUAACUUGGAGAAAACCUCUGGUGCUGUUGGAAACGCAGAGGAUGAGAAAAGCGGUUCCAUAAGCCCCAUGUUGGACACUCAAAAUAUUGACGUGUCGCUGUGCAUUGUUAAAGAGGAAAGCCAACCGAUGUCAAUACAAAAUACAACAAAUGCAUUUACAAAAUUAGCUUCCCAGCCCACUGGCUCCAAACGCAAAUAUCGGAAAAAACGCACGUGGUGGAAAGAUAAAAGGAGAGGACAAGUAAGACCUACAGGGAGACAAGACAUGAAAAAACUCCCCAGUGUGGAGACAGUCCAUAAUAUUGAGUCUGUUUCAUUACACGGCCAACCUCAUGUAGAUAGUGAUGAAACACAACUGGCUACAAGUUUUGAAUAUGAACUCCAAGGCAGUGGUGGGCCCCAGGAAGCAUUUUGCCCUAAACAAGGGAUAGACAGUGAAAAUGUUGAAAGGGACGGUCCACAGUUGGGAAACAAAAAUGACAGAGGCAAUGAAGAAAAUUCAAAUGUAGUGAAAUUAGACACAAUGGGACAGAGUGAUGAUGAGAUGGAAUUGGAUGGGUCAGAAGUAGAGGUUUCUAAAGCGUUUAGUCUGCCCAAUCCAGAUGUUUCUCUUGUGACUCCAGUAGUGGUAGACUUCGAUGUGCUAAAUAAAACAACCAAACAAAAUAAUGUGAAAUCUUACGAAUACCCUACCCGUAACAGCUCAGCAAUGAGAAGGUCCGACACUGUUCCACACAUUCAGUCUGGCGACCAAGCCACCAGAGGCGGUCGUCGGCGCCGGGGAGGAGGCCCUAUGAAAUGUGAGUUUUGUGGCCGCGUUUUUAUCCACAUGUCUGCCUAUGUCAUCCACGUGCGGAUUCAUACUGGCGAGAAACCACAUGGUUGCAACAUAUGCGGCAAGGCGUUCGCUCAGAGGUCCAACCUCAAUGCUCACAUGAGGAUCCACCAAGGGGUGAGGAGGAUGCAAUGCUGCGGAGUCCAGUUCUCCAGUCAGACAGCAUUCCGCGAGCACAGCAAAACCCAUGAGGUGAGCAAAAUCCACGAGGUGAGCAAAGCCCACAAGGUCGGGGUGAGCAGAGCAGAUGAGCACUUCAGCGGUUCUGAGGACUCGCCAGGCGGCCGGGGGACGGGGAAACCUUGCCCCUGUCCCAUUUGUGGCAAAAACUUCCGCUAUCACUCCAUGCUGAAGACUCACAUGCGUGUCCACAGCGGUGAGAAACCUUUCUCUUGCAAGGUUUGCGGCAAGUCAUUUUCUCAAGCCACCACAGUCCGUGUCCACGAGAGGAUACACUGGUCAGUCAAGCCUUAUGUCUGCCCCAAGUGUGGCCGAGGGUUUUCCCAACUAGGAACUCUCAAGGUCCAUGCCUGCAAAGCCAAAAUUGAUGCUCCUGUCACCACAACUGUAGCUUAUCGUUGCCAUCUGUGCCACAAAUACUUUAAUGAUAAACAUAUGUAUGAGCUUCAUGUGCAGUCCCACACCGACACUCAGCGGCACAGCUGCAAAUCUUGUGGCGAGAGAUUCAGCCUUCAGUCUGAGCUUCUCACCCAUGGUUUCUAUUGUUCUCAAAUGAAGACUACAGACCUUGGACCCCCAUCUCCUUACUCUCCCCCAUCCAGCCCAUCUCCGUCAAGCUACUCUCCCCCACCAAGCCCCUCUCCCCCACAAAGUCCCUUGCAUCAGCUUUCAGAGCGUCCUCUGAAAUUACGGUCGCUCACAAACGUGCAAGCAGAUUCUGUCAAACUGAAAGGAAAAAUGCAAGGAAACACGAUGCAAGAACAAGACACUAACCACAAAAAACGACUGCCUUUGCUGACAUGUCCCAUUAAGCUAAUGACCAACGUGGUUGACAAUGAGUACUUGAAUGCGGAAAAGACUUCGGUCAUCACUCCCAUCAUAUCCCAAUUGAAUAAUCUGGACCAGAAGUCAGACCCAAGGAAGUAUUUCUGCCCUCGCUGCAGUCGACUCUUCAGCCACGUGAUGAGACUGCGAGCCCACAUGCUCACUCAUUCUCAGAGUGAGGGAUACACCUGUGGAUGUGGCAAGACCCUGCAAACCUGGAGACAGUUCUGGCAGCACCAGCGUGUACACAGGCAGAAAAAGGGCCGCUUUUUUUGUCCCAAAUGUUCUCGGGGCUUUCGGUUUGCAAGUUCAUACCGAGACCACCUGCGAGAACAUCCCGAGCUGAAUGCAUUUGCAUGCCCCCUCUGCCCGCUUGCGUUCUCCAAUUCUGAUGGCCUGAGAGCUCACCAGGUUAAUUGGCACAAAAAGACAUUACCUUACAUUUGCGACGUUUGUGGGAGGAGGUUUAGUUGCCAGAGGAUGCUGGACCGGCACACCGUUUCACACCAGACAGUUAACCAGACGAGUUUGAAAGAAAAAGAGGCGGAGGAGGAGCCAGAUGUGAUGCCUUAUCAGUGUGCAGAAUGCGACCUUACCUUCAAGACAGUUGAUCAGCUUUUCCAGCACCAAUUGUCCCACUCACUUUCGGAGGACACUCUGUCUGGGAGCACAGGAGAGGCUGGAGGCCAAAAUCAAAGGAACAGAGAUCAGCACAACGCCACAACCAGUCCUUGCCUAACCACUGACAGGAAGUCACAAACAUGUCCCACUACCACAACUUCUGCAAACCCACCACAAGUCUCACCUCCCCUGCAUCCUUUGCCUUGGCAAAACGACCAGUCGCCAAACGCAAGGACUAGUCAGGAAACAAGUUCAUCAGUCCAAAAACCUCAUCAGCCCUCCUCCUCUCCCCAUUCCAGCUCCAGUCCCCUGCCCACUGAUGAGCAGCUGGCUAAGCAGACAUUGUGUAGUUAUGGGAAAGCCCCCAGGAGUGCGCAACAUAUUUUGGACAGCAUCCCUGCCCGAGAGCAGGUGUGUGUGAUGGAUAAAGGCAGUGAUUCCAGCUGUGCAGAGUGUGGCGCUGUUUUCACUGGAGUCUCAGAGCUGUUUGAGCACUACUUGCUACACGCAAGAGGAGAAGUGUAGCGUUUCAGUAGCAUUCUUUAUAUUAUGUACAUCAUUGGGUCCAUAUUAAUUUCACGUGUGUCUGUGUGUGUGCAAAUAUGGAAGAGUUUCGAAAGUCUUCAAGUAGGGAUUCAUGACAUUUUAUGUUUACAGAUAUCAUGGGAAUUGUAGUUAGGUCUGCUGUUUAUACAAUGGAAAUCCUUUUAGUGGUACAACCUACUGCUAUAUUUUGGCAGCAGGGCCAGACUGCAUUUAUGAUACAUGUCCCUAUGAUGUUGAUCUGAUUUUGCAUCAGAAGUUACUAAAUAAAGUGACCUUUUUCGCUUUGAGUAUAAUUGCCUCAG